This is a messenger RNA of Mastomys coucha (southern multimammate mouse), 4105 nucleotides long. RefSeq names its product AT-rich interaction domain 5A (gene Arid5a). The coding region runs from base 2186 to 3769 and encodes 527 amino acids. Gene Ontology annotation, biological process: regulation of transcription by RNA polymerase II. Gene Ontology annotation, molecular function: transcription cis-regulatory region binding. NCBI's taxonomy places the organism in Eukaryota, Metazoa, Chordata, Mammalia, Rodentia, Muridae. The record is from RefSeq and is a predicted model, not a curated record. The transcript is spliced from 7 exons. Gene Ontology annotation, cellular component: nucleus.
CUGGCGGACGGCGCCGGGGUCAGAGGGCGGGGGUCCCAGAGCGAUCGUGGCCCUCGGGGCAACCCGAAUGUCCUGCGUGCUCUCUUCUCGUGGAAAGUCGGGGCGGUCAGGGGCUUCCCAGGCGUUUAUCUCGAAACUCUCCUCUCCGGCUCUGGACUGAAAUUCACUGAGCCGCCCACACUUCCUGCUGCGGUUUCAAUCUCGAGCUGCUCUGGGCCCAUUUGUUGUGACAGCUGUCAGCAGCAGCUUCUCGGCCGCGGGCCCCUCCCUGCCCCGUGCCAACCCAGCGCUUCGCUUCUCAGAAACCGAGGCGCCCGGGCCACGCGCAGCGCUUCCCACUGCGGCCCCGAUUCCUGAAAGUGACUGCGCGGGUUUUGAAGAAAUUGCUCAAUGCUCUUUGAAGAAUCAACGGUUCCUCUUUUCUGCCGAGGGACAUGUUGAUGGUUUGGCGGUCACAAGCUUCAGAUCCCCUGCUCCUUCUCUCUUCUCUUUCCUUUUUCUUUUUGUUUCUUUUUCUUUCCAACCCCUAGCAGAAAGACGGUUUCUUUUUACUCGUCUGGUCUUCUGAGUUUCCCCCUCUUCCCAUAGGUCUCUUCAAAGGGACAGGAUGGUGGCCCUGAACUGGGGGUGUUUAGUGGAGGGAGGGCAGAAACUCAGGCUGCCUGAGUGCUUUGCUCUCAUUGCGAACUAGGGACACAACCACACCACCGAGUCUGCGACCCUCCGCACUGCCCAGGCGUUGCCCCGUGCCUGGGAUCACAUCCCACACCCUAGCCCACAGGCACAAUGGGGCCAACCCUAGGCCGGGAAGUCCUCAAAUUCAUCCUAAGGUGUGCUGCUCGGGCCUGCAUCCCCUGGUUUGCAGAGUCUUUGAUUUCAGAGGAGUUUAACAGGUGCUCCUUGCCCCGCCCCACAGGCACUGUUGGGAAUUGAUGCAAAUCUAAGGAUCUCAGUGCUUAAAGAGGAUGGAUGCCAGGGCAGGGGACGUGGGGGAUGUUAGCUAGAAGGUCUGGUCCCUACAGUAGUUAGAGUCCUAACUGACUGCUUGGCCUAGAACUUGAAGGGAUAAAGGCAGAAUGGCCGAGAAUUAUAUACCCCACCCCCAUCUUCUAUUACAGAGAAACUGAGGCAUAGAGACAGGCUCAGGUCUGACAGUGAGUGGGAACCAGGCUUCAAAGACUCCUUGCUCUUCCUCUUCUUUCCUGGUGGCCUUCUGCUGCCCUAGGUGGGAAGCUGAUCUGUAAUGGUCUAGAUUCCCGCUUGGACCAGGGUAGCAGGCACUGUGCUAGGGUGAGGAGAGGAGGAGAGAAAGGAAAAGUGAGGCCGGGAAGUUCCCCGUGUAGGGGUUCUAGUCUCCUGUUGAGUCACCACCCUCUGCUGCUUGUUUCUGCAUAGGUGGGGUGGGAAAACCGGAAAUGAUCCAUAUAGAGAACUCUGUUUUCACCAAACUUAUGGACAAGGAAGGCGGGGCCCUGAAGACUCAGGAGUAGGAUCUCUUGGGCUGUCUCAGGUCAGUGGGAAUCUGGAAUCUCAUACCUGGUGCCCCUGCACCUUUCUCUGCCUUUAUGCAGGGCGCUCAGCUUGUCUCUAGCCACUAAUCAGAGCUUGGCAGAGGUGUUGAGGGUAGGCUGUGGCUGGUUCUGUGUCCUGGAUCCUCAGACUCCUGUCCAGCUGUCCUCGAGCCUAGCUCUUGGCAGGACCCCCACCCCCACCCCCCAAACUGCCGACUGGAGCAAGCCCAAGGAGGAGAAUGCCAGGCAGCCGGCUUCUGGGCCACAGAGUGGACUGACCGCUUCAAAGGCUGUCUUUGUUUCCUCUCCAGCUUGAGCUAAGAGAAACUUUUAAGCCAACAACCUCAGGCGAGGGGGCGGGGCUGUGUCUACUGGUUGUUAUUGAGGUUGCUGUUGCCAUUAUUGUUGUAAUUGACGCAGAGUUCCCAGCCAGUGAGUUUUCAUGAAAGGAAGUGUCACUUCCUUCCCAUCCCAAGCAGGGUGACUGGGCAGCACCUCCGGCCAAAGGGAAAACAGAGCAGUCAGAGGAAGGUGACCUCCUGGAGCUCCCUGUAUCCCCCAAGCCCGAAGAUGAGCAGAGGAGGAGCCAGAGCCCCAUCCAGCUCCAGGACUCCCCCGAGGCAGGUGGGGAGCAGGAGGAGGAACAGGCCUUCCUGGUCAGCCUCUACAAGUUCAUGAAGGAGCGACACACGCCCAUCGAGAGGGUGCCCCAUCUCGGCUUCAAGCAGAUUAACCUGUGGAAGAUCUACAAGGCAGUGGAGAAGCUGGGGGCCUAUGAGCUGGUAACAGGCCGACGCCUCUGGAAGAACGUGUAUGAUGAACUUGGGGGUAGCCCAGGCAGCACCAGUGCGGCCACAUGCACACGCCGCCACUAUGAGAGGCUGGUUCUCCCAUACGUGCGGCAUCUGAAGGGGGAGGAUGACAAACCACUGCCCCCUACCAAGCCCAGGAAGCAAUACAAGAUGGCCAAGGAGCUGAGGGGAGACGAUGGGACCACUGAGAAGCUAAAGAAGGCCAAGGACUCAGAGGAGAGGCAGGUGGACCAGACCAUGCCAGGAAAGACCAAAGCAGAUGCCACUGGUCAGAUACAGCUCUCCUGCCAGGGAUCCUCAGGGGAUAGCACAGAUCAGCUGGGCCCAGUAUCUGGGCCCUCUCCACCACUCAUGGGUGCUAGUGGCUGCCCUGAGGCCUACAAGCGGCUCCUGUCCAGCUUUUACUGCAAAGGGGCGCAUGGCAUCAUGUCACCACUGGCCAAAAAGAAACUCCUGGCCCAGGUCAGCAAGGCAGAGGCCUUGCAGUGCCAAGAAGAGGGCUGCCGCCACGGAGCAAAGACCCCCAACAAGGACAUUCAAGAAAGACCCCAGAACCUAAGAGGGCUGGCUGAGAACGCUGAACACCAGCUAACCCCCCAGGAUGGAUUGCAGGCCCCCGGUGGGAGCACCAGGAUAGAGGCACAAGUGGGCCCCUGCCCUACAGCCCCCACGCUCUCAGGCUCUUUUCGCGCGUACCCCACCGAGGUGCUGAAGCCUGUCAGCCAGCACCCCAGGGACUUCUUCUCUGGCCUUAAAGACAGGGUGCCGUUGGGACCACCUGGUAAAGAGGAAGGUCCGACAACCAAAGAGUCCCAGCUGGUAUGGGGUGGGGAUGCCAACCGCCCCUCUGCAUUCCAUAAAGGCAGCACAAGAAAAAGAAGCUUCUACCCCAAGCCCAAAGCCUGCUGGGUGUCCCCCAUGGCCAAGGUCCCUGCCGAGAGUCCUGGAGCCCCACCCCCUCAUCCCAGUAGCCCAGGUCUUGGCAGUAAGCGUGGCUUGGAAGAAGAGGGCUUUGCUCAUGGUGGCAAGAAACUGAGGGCAGUGUCUCCCUUUCUGAAGGAGGUGGAUGCCAAGGAGUGUGGGGGCAAGCCUGCAGCCCCUGGCUUGGCUGUAUCCUGUCUACUAGGCCCAACCCUGGGGCCCAAUCCUCCCGAGGCCUACAGGGGCACCAUGCUGCGGUGUCCUCUAAACUUCACCAGUAGCGCAGACCCUCUGAAGGGCCAGGCCUCACUCCCCUUUAGCCCCCUGGUCAUUCCCGCUUUCCCAGCCCACCUCCUGGCUACAACAGGCCCCUCGCCUAUGGCUGCUAGCCUGAUGCAUUUCCCUCCCACGCCCUAUGAUGCUGUCCUCCGCAACAGACUGGGUCCAGCUUCAUCUGCCUGGCACAUGCCGCCCGUCACGACCUAUGCGGCACCCCACUUCUUCCACCUCAAUACCAAACUGUAGGCCAGAGCCUAUCCUGCUAUGCUGUGGAGGAUUUGAUGGGGCCUCAGAUGGGCAGCUGCUGCCAUGUAUCUCAGGCCCGAGCUGACUGCCCAGAUUCGCAGGCCAGUGAGCCUCCCUGAACCUGUGUCUCCCUGGCACAGCCAGCAGAGAGGCAGUAGGUUUGUCUGAAUGAAGCAGCCUGAGCCCAAAGCCAAGGGACCAAGUUGUGGUAAGAUCAAGAAGUACCUGAGCUGGUAUUCUCACUCCACUGAGAGGCCGGGGAGCUAGUUGGCAGUUCAAGGCAUCCAGAUUGGCCAUGAAAGAACCAAUAAAAAGACACUGGUGUGAUUGCACUCA